Molecule: messenger RNA, 862 nt
Organism: Sorghum bicolor (sorghum)
Lineage: Eukaryota; Viridiplantae; Streptophyta; Magnoliopsida; Poales; Poaceae
Exons: 3
Coding region: 1-627 (208 amino acids)
Source: RefSeq, a predicted model, not a curated record
AUGGGCUCGCCGCUCCGCACCGUCACAGUGCACCUCCGUCGCUCUUCGUCAGCGGAUACCGUGGCAAUCGCCGUGGACGGCGGCACCGGGGUGGACCUGGCCCGGGUGGGGCUCGCGCUGGGGCUGGACCCCGCCUCCGUCCGCCCCAACGGCUACUUCCUCAGCCGCGGCCCCGGCCACGUCUGCUCCGCCGUCACGUGGCGCGCGCUCCUCGCCUUCUUCGCGAAGCGCGGGCUGCCCACCGGAGCCGACGCCGCCGCGCCCGUCGUCGUCGACGGCAAGCCCGCCGCGCCUACUGCGCAGAGCUCAGAUCGAACAACUCCUACAUGCCCAAAGCGAAAAUCUGGAGUGGAAGUAGAAAGAUGUCCCAAGAAGAGCAAGCCUCAACAGAACAAAUCAGCUCUCCCGAAACGAAGGCACGAUGUACUCAGCGAUGAAAUCGUCCUUGGUCUAAAGAGAAGACUCAGGCUGGACGACCCAACCCCAGCUAAGAAGAUUAAGCAAGUAGAAUGCGGCUCAGAGACACAGCAACCAGUUAGAUUUUAUUGUGGCUUUGUGAAUGCAAAUGGAAAGCGGCUACGGGAUGAGGAGAUGAUCACCUCGCUUUCAUGUAAAAGAGUUCGGUGAUCGGAGCUGAGGUAAAUGCCCCUAUCAUGUGUUCCAUCCAGCAAUCAUGUAAUCUUCAACAGAAGGGCAUAUACGUACUUUGCUUGGAGGCAGUUCCAGAUGCAGCUGCUGUAUGCUAGCAUAACUUAAGUAGUCCCCGUGUACAUCCAUGUGCCUUGUGAAUAUCACAUCGAUUGUAACUAAACGACAUUUUACUUGAGAAUCCUAGCGACAAGUCUCUGCAUUUGUUGCUUUA